GCGAACCAAAAAAAAUUGUCUUUUAAUUGCUCCUAUGUCGGAACAUCAUGCAUUUCACUAAUGACCUGGCUGAGAGAUUAGGUUUCAAGCUCUGAAAAUACCGAACCUAAAUUAGUCAAACCAGCCUUCCAAACAUGUUUAGAUAUCAACUAGUAGUGCUCUGCAUAGCAUUUAUAGUGUGCAACUCAACGGAUAAUAGCUUCUGCGAAUUUAAGGACUGUUAUAUAAAGGCCGUGAACCGCACUGACAAAUUCAUGACUUUGUAUAUUAAGCUCUAUCAAACGCCCGUGGACAACGUAACCGCCAAUAUCAAGCUGAUGCGAAAUAAUAAUGGGUUUAAACCGUUUUUCCUAGAUGUUACUAUCGACGCGUGUCGAUUUCUGGUCAAUCAAAAAAAUAAGAUAAUAAGAGAGUUCUACUUUAAACUAUAUAAAAAGUAUUCAAAUAUGAAUCAUACCUGCCCCUAUGACCAUGAUCUCCUGUUCCCUCAACUAUGGACCCGAUACCUUGAAGACACUUUGGAAGGCUUUGUGCCUUUGGUUGGUGGCGAGUAUGCCUUAUAUACUACCUGGUACUCGAAGAAUAUUAAGCGUGCAUCCGUUAAUAUAUACUUCAGCAUAUUUUGAAAGAUGGCUCCAAAAUACAAUCAAGAUUUUUAAUUUCGAUUUUUAAACUGAACUUAAGUUUCAGUUUAGUUCUUAAUUGCUAAAAUACUUUCAAC
Messenger RNA from Scaptodrosophila lebanonensis, 721 nucleotides. RefSeq lists its product as uncharacterized. The transcript has 5 exons. NCBI's taxonomy places the organism in Eukaryota, Metazoa, Arthropoda, Insecta, Diptera, Drosophilidae. The record is from RefSeq and is a predicted model, not a curated record. The coding region runs from base 135 to 626 and encodes 163 amino acids.